AAAGAAAACAAGGGAGAUAUCCAGCCUGGCAGGGGAAAGGCAUCUGCAGCCACGGGAGAGGGGAGACUGAACUUUGCGCUGCAAGAAGGAAGGGCUCUGUGCUCAGGGAAAAAGGAAAGUUGAACUGAAGAAGAUAGUUCAUUCAGUCAAGGCUCGGUGGAGAAAAACUCCCCACGCUUACCCUCCCUGCCUGCAAAAAGAGCCCCACUCCCUUCACCCCAGAGGAGUCCCCCCGGCACCAUGAACAUCUUCCGCAUCCUGGGGGAUGUCUCCCACUUGCUGGCCAUCAUUAUUCUGCUGCUGAAGAUCGUUAAGUCCAAGUCCUGUGCUGGAAUCUCUGGGAAGAGUCAGAUACUUUUUGCCCUCGUCUUCACAACCCGCUACCUGGACCUGUUCACGAAUUUCAUCUCUGUCUACAACACUGUGAUGAAGGUCAUUUUUUUGAUUUGUGCCUACGUCACCGUGUACAUGAUCUACGUGAAGUUCCGGAAAACGUUUGACAGCGAGAACGACUCCUUUCGCCUCGAGUUCCUGCUGGUCCCUGUCACAGGCCUGUCAUUUCUGGAGAACCACAGCUUCACCCCCUUGGAGAUACUCUGGACCUUCUCCAUCUACCUGGAGUCUGUGGCUAUCCUUCCUCAGCUCUUCAUGAUCAGCAAGACCGGGGAAGCAGAGACCAUCACGACACACUACCUUUUCUUCCUGGGCCUCUACCGUGCUCUCUACAUUGCCAACUGGGUCUGGCGCUACCACACAGAGAAUUUCUAUGACCAGAUCGCUGUCGUUUCUGGGGUGGUACAAACCAUCUUCUACUGUGACUUCUUCUAUCUCUACGUCACCAAAGUCCUGAAAGGAAAGAAGCUAAGUCUUCCCAUGCCUGUUUGAAGACAUCCCACAGGCAGGGCAAGAAACUCCAAAGAUGAAGCCGUUUAAGAUCACAGCUUUCCUUCCCUGGCCCUUUUAGACUAAGGAUGGCUCAGCCGAGUUUCAACCUAGUGCCAGGAAGACAAUGCUUGGAAAACUGAAAUGCUUUUCAUCCAUCAGACUCUUCCCUUCCAUUUUUUUAUUUCUUCUCACUUGAAUUUGGUGCUAGUGCUGGCCAAUACUGAAGUAGUGCAAUUUCUUCUCUCCCAGAUCUUCCCAGCAUCUAUAUCCAAAACACACCUCCACCCUUACCCCGAGGCAGCACAAGGGAAAUUGUCACUCCCUUUAGUUCUUCAGCAAGUGUCCACGGUAAAGGGAACAUGUAUAAUAAAGUCUGUUAACUGACCCAUUUCACAGGUGGUCACGUCUGACACAGCAGAUGCUACGAACUGUUUAACCCUGUAUGAACUAACACCCUCUUGGAUGUUACUUCUGCCUGACCCUCUCUCUAUUCAGGCCCCGUAACAUUCAAGAGAAACACAGCCUUUGAAUAACAUGAAUCUUCUAUUUGAAUACUUGCACAAGUAUUCAAAUAUCCCCCCCCGCUCACUUAUUUUCAGUUUCCUUGUAUUCUACAAACAGGGACGAUUUCAAUUAAAAUUCAGUGGGUUGCCAAGAAGUGUUUCCAUCUCCUUGAAUUUAAGAACUGGGAAGAACAGGGGCAAAGACAGCUUUAUAUCCCAAAAAUAAAGACAAAGUCCACAAUU
This is a messenger RNA of Parus major (Great Tit), 1631 nucleotides long. RefSeq names its product KDEL endoplasmic reticulum protein retention receptor 3 (gene KDELR3). Gene Ontology annotation, biological process: protein retention in ER lumen; endoplasmic reticulum to Golgi vesicle-mediated transport. The coding region runs from base 241 to 885 and encodes 214 amino acids. The record is from RefSeq and is a predicted model, not a curated record. NCBI's taxonomy places the organism in Eukaryota, Metazoa, Chordata, Aves, Passeriformes, Paridae. Gene Ontology annotation, molecular function: ER lumen protein retrieval receptor activity. Gene Ontology annotation, cellular component: cis-Golgi network; membrane; endoplasmic reticulum. The transcript is spliced from 5 exons.